UGAAUUACCUCAUCCAUAUACAUGUUGCCUUAACUAAAUGUUUUCAUGGAUUUUUCUUCAUUUACAUGAAAAUCUGCUUUUUUAUGUCUUACCUAAAUGCUUUCCGAGAAAUUAUUUUCUCAAUGAGUUGAUCAAAGCAUGUUUGAGAAUUCCAACGCCGCACACCCGUCAAAGCUCCAGAACGCCAAGUCGGCUCCGUCCCUGAACCGACGCUCGCUGCCCAACUCCUCGGGUCUAGCAGGCACUGUAGAUGCCCCCGGCAUGGCGGGGGCGAAGACUGGCAGCAGCCAGCACCUGAAGAACGCCCUCAACCUCGGCAAGGCCAUGGGGGCCAGGGUGAAUGACCUGCUGAGGCGGAAAGACCCCAGCAGCCUGGGUGACAUCGGAGUGACAGAGGUCAACAAGAAUGUGGGGGCCGUGUGGGCCUGCAUGGAGGGUGCCACACAGGGCGUCACAGCCAACAGUCACACAUUUGAUGCUUUCCCCCGACUUGAUCCACCCCCUCCCACCAAUAAGAAACGCCUUCCUCGUGCUCUGAAGACCACUCAAGACAUGAUGAUUUCGUCUGACCCCGUGGUGGCCACCCCCGAGGUCCCAGACUCAUCCUAUGCAUCUUCUCCUGACAAAACUCCUCUCAUCCAGGAAGACAAGUCAAAGGAGCAGCUCAAUGAGGAAGAAGCAGACGAGAGGGAGCUGGAGAAAGACUCAGGGCAGACCAGUGCUAUUUAUUGUGAGGUUAAAGAGGAAGUUGAAGGCAUCACCAAACCGGAUGCUGUGGGCCUGGACGGACCAAAGGAGAACCACGAGGAGGACUUGUCUCAGCUCCUGCUGUCUGUGCCUGACCUUAUCCACAAGGACAACCUGGACCCCAGGCAGAAGCCUGGAGGCCUAGAGACCAGGAUGGCAUCCACCCCAGUGAAGUCAGACAUCCGUGUCAGUGUGGGUGAGGAUGAUCUCCUGGACAACGGAUCAGUGGUCUUGGGUGUGCCGAGACAGAGGUCCUCCAGUGUAGACAACGAAGAGCCACAUCCAGACCUGCUGUCCUUUGAGUAGUUGCUGUCUUCAUGUCUGUGACCUUCUGACCUCACCCCCCUCCCAAUCCCUCUCCUGUAUAGUGACUGAGCAGAAAAAGGUUGUCUUCACUAGCUUCAUAAAGAUGAGUUUGGAUGGAGUUUGUCUGUAUGAAUCAAAAUGUCAUCAAAACAUUAGCCCUCCUCCAAUGAUGCAGUGAAUGGUUUAUAGCAGUAUCUUGAGGGAACAGACCAAAGUUGUUCAUAAUUAUUAUAGUACACAGCCUCACAC
This is a messenger RNA of Megalops cyprinoides (Indo-Pacific tarpon), 1302 nucleotides long. RefSeq lists its product as uncharacterized. The record is from RefSeq and is a predicted model, not a curated record. NCBI's taxonomy places the organism in Eukaryota, Metazoa, Chordata, Actinopteri, Elopiformes, Megalopidae. The transcript has 3 exons. The coding region runs from base 139 to 1053 and encodes 304 amino acids.